UUUUGUAAUGGAGGCUGCUCUAGAUGAGGAGAAUCGAAGCCUCUACGUUGGUAACCUCGAGCCUUCAUGUACAGAAGAAUUGAUUUACACAAUAUUCAGUCGUAUAUCCCCAGUAUUAAGAUGCAAGAUGAUUUAUUCGACUGGAAAGGACCCUUUUUGUUUUGUUGAAUUUCAUUCAAGAGCUGGUGCACAACUUGCAAAAUAUCAAAUGGAUAGAAGAGAAAUAAUGGGAAAGUCUAUUAAAGUGAAUUGGGCCACCAAUAGCCAGGGGAUGAAGAGGGGAGACACAAAUAAUCACCACCACAUAUUUGUGGGAGAUCUUGCAGAAGAUAUUGAUGAUAACACAUUACGGAAGACCUUUGAACCAUUUGGGGAUAUAUCAGAAGCAAGAGUUGUCAAAGAGGCCAACAAAAACAAGUCAAAAGGGUUUGGAUUUGUUGCUUUUGUCAAAAAAGAGGAUGCUACAAGAGCAAUUAGUGAAAUGAAUGGUGCUGAUUUGAUGGGAAAACCAAUAAGAACAAACUGGGCAUCUAGGAAAAACAACCCCGUACAGAGUAAGUGGAGUAAACCUUUAAAUUGGGAUGAAGUAUUUCACAAAUCUUCUCAAUUAAACACUACGAUUUAUGUUGGCAAUCUUCCUCCUGACAUUAAAGAUUAUGAUCUUCAAAACUUGUUUUCUCAAUAUGGUCAGAUUUUGGAAAUCAAAUUAUUUGCCGAGAAAGGCUAUGCAUUUGUAAAAUUUAGCAAUCAUAACGAAGCAACAAGUGGAAUAGUAGGAACACAUAACCAGACAACAUUAGGUGAUCCUAAUAACCCAUAUUUACUAAGAUGCUCUUGGGGCAAAGAAACUCCAGAAAUGAUGAAUUUUCAGCAAGCAGGAGCUUGGCAGCAACAGUACUAUGCACCGUUUUACUAUCAACAAAGCCAGUCUCAACCACAACAACAAAUGCAACACUCACAUCAGCAGCAACCACAGCAACAAUAUAUACAAUACCCUGGAUAUGCCAUGUAUUUCCAACAGGGAAGUCCUUAUGCAGCGGGCCAAGGAAUGGCAAUGUAUCCCGUACAGAAUUAUUCAGGUGUUCAGAUGUCUUCUACUAGUACAUCAGGCAUUCAGACACCAACUCAAUCCCCUCAAGUAAUGGGUAUGCAAGCUACUGGAUUAGUAGCUCCCCAAGGAGCACCACAGGCCUCCUACGCCAUGCAGCCGGCUGCUGGCUACCACGCCCAGUAGAUGCAAUCACAAGAAUGUUGUGUCGAACUUUGCUACUGCUCUGAUAUGUAGGAUAGAAUAGAACCUGAAAUUAAGUUUAGUUUGUCGCCUUUGAAGUACGUUAUGGUGUUUGCCUAGUACAAGCAAGCCUGUCAACACCGUCAAUGAUUCCUGGAUUUAGAGUUAAUUUUGUUGCAUUUUCUGGAUCAUUAAGUCAGAAAGCACCACUUAAGUUAAUAUUCUAAAUUAUUCAAGUGAGCAAAUAUUCGGUUAUUCUGGAUAUAUAGAUUAAAUGAACAUAUCAGAGCAAAGUAGUAGUUAAACACUGAACAGAUUCAAAUAAAAAGAUGUCAGAAAGUUAGCAAACAAUAGAGAAAAUAUACUCCUUGACUGAAGUGAAUUCGGCCAAAUGAGAAAAAACAAAUCCAAUAAAAUAGGUGUUGAACCCUUUGCUGUUGAAAAAGUAGCUAGCUUAGCUUCACUGUCCAUGUAUAGGUAGCAAAUGGAAUCUAGUAAAAAAUGAGCAAUUUUGGCCAGCCAUGUACAGUUUCUCUAUAUUUUAUAUUUAUUAUCAACCAUGCUUGUCAUGGUUCAAACCUGUCCUUCUCAAAUCGUCUAUUUUUCACUGACCUCUGUUGACGAUUUUCUAGUAUUUAUCAGAACCAAAAUGUGCUUUUUCAACAUGAAAUGGUUCUCAUUUCUGUACGCUACAUGUCAGGUGCGAUCCACUCUGUGUACUGUAUGUUUUCCAUCUGUCUAUCACACUGUCAUUACUGCCUGUCUGUCAAUUUCUCAAGUAAGGUAAAUAUCGUGUCGUACAAUUGUGUUAACUGUGCUUGCUAUAGAAAGAAGGGAAUAAACCAAAACAAUUUUUAAA
Exaiptasia diaphana is the source of this 2090-nucleotide messenger RNA. Its product is annotated as nucleolysin TIAR. NCBI's taxonomy places the organism in Eukaryota, Metazoa, Cnidaria, Anthozoa, Actiniaria, Aiptasiidae. The record is from RefSeq and is a predicted model, not a curated record. Gene Ontology annotation, cellular component: cytosol. Bases 8 to 1234 code for a protein of 408 amino acids. Gene Ontology annotation, molecular function: mRNA binding. The transcript has 16 exons.